ACCACGAAAGCCCGAAUGCUAAAUAGACAAACAAUAUACAAAGGCCGCAAUAUUAGCGACGUGUCAACUACUUUCAAUUGUGCAGCGUUUUUAUUGGUCCAACAGCAUCGCGUGACAGUUCCCGGAAGGAGCCGCCUGAGAGGCAAAACAUCGAUUUGCCGCGCCCUUCUUUUCUCCCUUCGUCCAAUCAGGGGCGGUGUAGAAACCGUGGAGCCAAAUUUGAAAACUCGCUGGAUUGCUCGAUUUUUGGUGCUUGUUUUCUGCCUGUUCGCCCGGACUUCUAGUUGCAUAGACAGAACCAUGCCGCGGGGUACUAGGAAAAGUGAAGUGUUGGCUGCCUCUCUAAUUUCAAGCAUGAACCAUGCCCUUUCAAGACUUAUGGACAUCUGGGAUGGGCUGGGCAUCAAAGAAGAGAUGCGAAUGAGACGAAUGGAAGAGGUUAAGAAGCACAUUGAGGAAUUAUUCAACCGUAUGAUUAGUGAGGAAGUGGAUAUGAAAGACCGUAUUGAGAAGAGUAUUCAGAACUGCAAAAAAGAGUUAAAAGUACUGUGCCAUGAACUGUCCAUAGAAGAGUACAUGGUGGAUGAGGGCAUGACUGUCCUUCAAACAGAGAGGGAUUUAAGAGUGAGGUUAGAAUUGUUGCUAACUGAAAAAAAUGAGAGAUUGGAAGAGCUCAGGUUGCUACAGCAAAAGGAUAUUGAGCUGUGUACUGACCUUUGUGUGACUCCAUAUUACAUACCAACUGGAAGUAUACCAAGUCGCCAACAGCUGGAGGAGCUCAAAGAACAUAUUAAAGUUUAUACUGAAGAAAAGAAACAACGUCUCCAGAUCUUUUCUACUCUGAGAGCAGAAAUUCGCCAGUGCUUGGAUGAAAUGGGACGUCAGCCUGAAAAUUCUUUAGAACAGGAUGCCAUCUGUGAGGAUGAAGAAGCGUUCUUCCUUACAGCUGAUAAUAUCAAGGCGCUAAGGGUCCUGAAAGAGCAGCUUGAGUUAAAAAAAGAAACCAUGUUAUCCAAUCUGAGUGCCAUCAAAGAAAGAGUGCAAGUUUUGUGGAGCCGUCUACAGGUCCCACAAGAUGAGCAGGAAACAUGCCAAAAAUCUUCUCUGUGUUCUAUAGCUGACUCGAUUAAACUGUGGGAAAAUGAACUUCAACAUCUAGAAGACCUUAAAAAAGCAAAUCUGAAGGAUGUGGUUUUGAAAAUCAGAGACGAGCUGAAGAUGUACUGGGACAAAUGCUUGUAUACCACAGAGCAAAGAAAUGCAUUUACUCCAUACUAUAAUGAUGACUUCACAGAAGAUCUUCUUAGCCAACAUGAUGAAGAAGUUGUCCGAAUGAGAUUGCAAUAUGAAAAAUGCAAAGAGAUGCUUGAUGCUGUAAACAAGUGGGAAACCAGCUGGGGACAGUUUGUAUUACUCGAGAAAAAAGCAUCUGACCCAAACAGAUUUUCUAAUAGAGGGGGAAGCUUGCUUAAAGAGGAGAAGGAGCGAGUAAAACUCCAAAAAUUGCUGUCAAAGUUGGAGGAGGAGCUAAAGUCUCGCAUAGAAGCAUGGGAGACUGAACAAGGAUGUGCCUUUUUGCUUAAAGGAUGCAAGUUUAUGGAUUAUGUUACAAGUCAGUGGGAGAUGCACAAAAAACAAAAGGAACGUGAAAAGCAAGACCGGAGCCUCAAGAAAGAAGAGCAUACUCCUUUUAAGACCCCAGUCAAGCGCCCAGCAGGAUCCUGUAUACAGGGAACUCCCAGCAAUAAAACUCGAAAACUUAAUGGAACAUCAAAUUCUGUCAUGUCUCGAACCACUGUAAGUAAUUCCAGCACAUCAACUUCAAGUCAGUCUUUAAAUGGAAAGAUGCCGCUUUCUACUAUUAAGACUCCAAUGAAAACUAGAGAUACCCCAGGGAGAACACCACUGCAAGACAGUAACAAACAGUCAAGUGGGCUUUCCAGCCAGCCUUCCAGCUAUUCAGAGUUCAAGGAGGAGAUGACAAAGAAGUCCAGCAACUCUGAUGCAAUUUUCAAUUCCACGGUAAAUGAGAACUUGUAAUAUUACAUGUUUUGUUUUUAAAAAGCUAUAGAACUGCACUAUUUUUGAUAUUCUGAAAUGCUUUUAGCCUCUUCUAUGGUUUUAUUACAAUUGUGAUUUAAAAAAAAAAAAAAACUGUAUUGCAAAACCAAAGAAUUGUAACUGUAAAUAUUGUUUCUUGCUCGUGUCUUUUUAAAUGUGGUCUUGUCCUUGUAAAUAAUCAACAUUUAUAUAAGCAAAACAGUUCAGUAAUUGUUUACGUUGCUCUCUGUUUUCAUUAAUCUUUCGGUUUCUGGCAGAUAUUUUUAAUUUCCAAUAAGGAGAAAUGACCUCUGAUUCGGCCUAAUUAAGAGAUCUGCCUCUAAAUGCUUCGACUACAGCAAUAUAUUUUUCUAUAGUCUUGCAUUGGUGUUAUUUCUUGCUCUUAUUGGAGAAGGGGAAUCUCCCUUUUUUAUUAAUCUUACUGGAGAGGCUCUGUAGUGCCUGUAAUACAUUUCAUUUGUAGAGACUGUUAAAGUGAAAAUUGACUGUACAAUUGUAUUAAAGCCUGUUGUUGCAUUUCAUGCAUGACUAUAUUGAAUUACUUAGCUUUUUUUCUGCAGCUAUCCCAUUUGGCAUUUAAAUUACUGCAAUUAUGGAUUAUCUUCCAUUCAGUCUAUUUUCAGAGCUUGAAGGUUGCCUUGUUGUAUCCUAAUACUACUUCACAACAUAUCAAAGUGGGACUGCAAAAUUGCUUUUCAGCCAACAUUUGCUUUUCCUAUUUUUAAUGAAUAUAAAACUACUAUCUAGUUAUCACCUGACCUUGCCAUAUCUAUGGUGAAUACAACUGCUGACAGGCAAAGCUAUAGAGCAGUUCAUGUGGGCUUGAAAUCACCAAUUAUAUGCAGAGUAACCCUAUUAAACCCAAUUAAACUGUGUCUUUGCAUGUAGCUAGUGGUACAUUACUUCUAGUGGAACACCUUCCUGCUUAAAAUCUGUGUAAUUGUGCACACGAUUUUCAGUCUAUAUAUGCUUGUAAUGCAUUUUCCUUUGACAGUAAAUUCAUAAGCAUUUAUAUCUCUUGUACAUUUCUGUUACUUUUUGUGUGUAUUGUUUAGAAUAAAGAAACCUAUUGUA
This is a messenger RNA of Xenopus laevis (African clawed frog), 3135 nucleotides long. It is a transcript of the gene prc1.2.L, whose product is annotated as protein regulator of cytokinesis 1, gene 2 L homeolog. Gene Ontology annotation, cellular component: mitotic spindle midzone; spindle; cytoplasm. Lineage: Eukaryota; Metazoa; Chordata; Amphibia; Anura; Pipidae. The transcript has 14 exons. Gene Ontology annotation, molecular function: microtubule binding. The coding region runs from base 16 to 2040 and encodes 674 amino acids. Gene Ontology annotation, biological process: mitotic spindle midzone assembly; microtubule cytoskeleton organization. The record is from RefSeq and is a predicted model, not a curated record.